This is a messenger RNA of Sus scrofa (pig), 3883 nucleotides long. It is a transcript of the gene GPR20, whose product is annotated as G protein-coupled receptor 20. NCBI's taxonomy places the organism in Eukaryota, Metazoa, Chordata, Mammalia, Artiodactyla, Suidae. Gene Ontology annotation, cellular component: plasma membrane. Gene Ontology annotation, biological process: positive regulation of Rho protein signal transduction; phospholipase C-activating G protein-coupled receptor signaling pathway. Gene Ontology annotation, molecular function: G protein-coupled receptor activity. The record is from RefSeq and is a predicted model, not a curated record.
GGCGCGGUCCGUCCAGCACGGCAGGAGUAAGUGGCCUGUGGAGCUGCGGCCGGAGGCGGCUCCUCUCCAGCAGCCGGGCGGGCGAAGGCCCCGGGCUCGCGCUGGCCGCCAUCAUGCCCUCUACAUCUCCUGCCCCCAACGCCACGGCGCCGGCGGCGUGGACCAACAUCAGCAUGCCGGAGAUGCCGCUGUUCCACCGGUUUGCCCUGCUGGACGAGGAGCUGUACGCUGCCUUCCCGGGCCUGUGGCUGGCGCUGAUGGCCGUGCAUGGCGUGAUCUUCCUGGCGGGGCUGGUGCUCAACGGGCUGGCGCUGUAUGUCUUCGGCUGCCGCACCCGGGCCAAGACGCCGUCGGUCAUUUAUACCAUCAACCUGGUGGUGACCGACCUGCUGGUGGGCCUGUCCCUGCCCACACGCUUCGCUGUCUUCUACGGCGCCCGCGGCUGCCCCAGCUGUGCCCUCCCGCACGUCUUUGGCUACUUCCUCAACAUGCACUGCUCCAUCCUCUUCCUCACCUGCAUCUGCGUGGACCGCUACCUGGCCAUCGUGCAGCCGGAUGGGUCCCGCCGCUGGCGCCAGCCUGCCUGCGCCAGAGCCGUGUGCGCCUGCGUGUGGCUGGCCGCCGGCGCCGUGACCCUGUCCGUGCUGGGCGUGACGGCCACCGGCGGGCCCUGCUGCCGUGUCUUCGCGCUGACCGUCCUGGAGUUCCUGCUGCCCCUGCUGGUCAUCAGCAUCUUCACGGGCCGCAUCAUGUGUGCGCUGUCGCGGCCAGGCCUGCUGCGCCAGGGCCGCCAGCGCCGCGUGCGGGCCAUGCAGCUGCUGCUCACCGUGCUCGUCAUCUUCCUGGUCUGCUUCACGCCCUUCCACGCCCGCCAGGUGGCCGUGGCCCUGUGGCCCGACGCGCCACCCCGCGCCAGCCUCGUGGCCUACCACGUGGCCGUGACCCUCAGCAGCCUCAACAGCUGCAUGGACCCCAUCGUCUACUGCUUUGUCACCAGCAGCUUCCAGGCCACUGUCCGCAGCCUCUUCCGCCGGCACGGAGUGGAGUAUGAGCCCAACAGCUGCGACGCGGUCAGCACGCUCCAGAGCGCCAAGGGCCCAGGCCACCGUCACAUCCUCAGCACCAGACCUCAAGCCCCCUCGCGGGCCCUGGCUAAUGGGCCUGAGGCUUAGUCCGCAGGACUCUGCAAGGGGACCAAAGGUCAAGACUGGGCUGGGCGUGCCAGGUCAGGGACAGAGCGGACACCUGCUCCACCCGGGUGGCACGUCAGGUUCACCUUGAUCGAUGGGUGAUGGCUUCCCAGUGCACUGCAGGAAGGAAGAGUCUGAGGCCCCUGUGCUAUGAUUGAUUAGCAAUGUCUGCCAUGGGCACUCGAGAGGGUGUGGUGGUCUGAAUGCUGACUCGUUGACAUCCCUAGGGUAUGUGCUGUGUCCCUGGAAAGCUCAGAGGGGGUAGCCAGGAGCUGCUUCUCACUUGGGCCAUUCUCCCCACCCAGCAGGGGCUCCUGAGAACAGAGACAAGGGUGUUUUAGGUUCUGGGAGUUUCGAAGAGGGUCAGAAAGGUAACUGAAGAGGCCCCCUCCCCACAGAGAGAGAAGAACAAGACCAGAAAGCAAGUCCAAGGACACGAAUGUCGCCUGAGGUGUUCACGAUUGCAGGACCCCCACCUGAGGAGCCACGGAUCACACGGAAAGCAGGCGGGACACCAUGGGAUGCUGGGUCGUGAGCACCGGGGCUUCUGGGCUGACACUUGAAGCAGAAGCCACUCUACAGAGGAGAGACGAUUUUCUGCCCAUACGCCGUGUAGGAGGGUCUAAGUGGCACGUCCGGGGCCCAAGUCAGAAUCAAAACCCAGCCCCAUCUCCUCCAACGCCCCCAUGCCUGCCCCAUGGAGACCGCUCAAAUCUUCCCAAAGCCCCCAGCCCAGCAACUGUCUCAGAAGACCCUGCCCACUGCCCCAGAAGCACGGUAGGGCUUGUGGCCCCAUCCUGUGAAUGAGCAACCAGGGGCAAAGACAGCGACAGGAACCCAGGCCUGCCGGGGUCCCCACACAGAGGCCUUUCCUCCCUCUCGCCUGGCCCGUCACGCUCCCUGCCUUUCCCAGGAAGGGAGCAUCUCUCUGGCCUCUGGUCGCCUCCUCUGAGCUGGACUCGGGGAUUGCCUCCAUGUGUCUUCUGCUGAACAUCCAAGCUCCCACGAGCCCUUCCUAGUCUGCAGUGGCAGGGGCGGGGGCAACUGUCACGGGAGAGGAGCUCUGGGCCUCCCAGGCACCUCCAGCCGCCAGGCUGCACCUCACACGUGGCCAUCACCACUGAAACAGGUGAGAUGGACUCUGAGCCCUAGGCUUGUCUUUUGUCUCCCGAGAGCUGUCCUACACACUCGGUGGCUGCAGGAAGAGAGCCCUGGCCCCUGACCAAGCUCAGGGUCCUGAGGUGAGGCCUGAUGGGGGGCGGAAAGGCCAUUUAUAUUCCCAUAUUACAGAUGGGGAGUCUGAGGCUCAGAGAGGCAAGGGACCUUGCCAGGGCCGUAGAGUGAGAACCUGGGUGCUGUAAGGCCAGUAUGUCUGCUGGAGCCCCGUGGCAAGGUCAGCUCCUCUGGCCCCAGGACCUUGUGGGGUGGCCAGGGUGGGGGGUGCUGGAGCCCAGUGGAGUCCAAGUCUUGCUCAGUGGGGUGGUGGUGGAGCUGGGCCCCCAGCACAAAGCUGCUUCCUGGCCCGGAUGCUCGAGAAGCGAGGGUUGUGGCUGUCAGCAUUAGGACCGCCAUCCUUGGCCCUGACUGGGCACCGGGCUCCGUAUCCAGCCUCCCCCAUCUCCCAGCUCAGGAAGGGCCUGGCUCUUGGGAAAGGAGGGCCCGGGCACGGAGCAGGCUGACGCUGGCCCCAGGGGUGGCACUAAUGGUGGGUGUUCAGGCAAGGAGUCUCCAACAGAGCUUCGUCUCUUCCUGGCCUGCAAGCUGGCACCUGGGCAGUCACACCGCAGAGGGGGGCAGGCCACUGUCAGGUGUUUGCCCCAGCCAGCACCACCUGUGGACUUGCCUCCAGGGUCAGCGGCCCUGGUCCCAACCCAAGCUCUCACUCUAAUUCCUACUAAAGAGUGAGUGGCUGACACUAGCUGACUGCUGUGCUUGGGGGUGGAGGGCUUGCAGUUCUUCUGGAACAAUCCCUUCCCCUGGGAGAAGGGAGUCUCCAAGGGAGGCGAGCCAGUGUGGGUCUGACCAGGCACCUGCUGGGCCCCACGACUCUGCAGCCCUGCUUCACUCCGUUGCCUCAUUCACCCCCACCGUCUCCGGAGGUGAGGGUCCAUGGGCCAGCCCCAGGGGGGCCUGUGCCCUCUCCCCUUUUCCGCAUGUGCAAAACCACCGUCUAUCCUUGGGGGGAAAGACGCCAGGGCCCAGGGGAGGCCCCCACCACCCCAGCUUGAGCGGGGUGGCCUCACACCUGCCAGAGCUGUCGAUGGAGCCCACGCAGAACCCUCGCCAACUGGGCCUCCGUUCCCCACCCUCCACUCCUCACCCUCUUCCUGGCCUUGCAGCUGGUGGGCGGGGGCUGGGGGCAUGCGAUGCACCCACGUGACCUUGCCUGGCCCCCCCACCCCCUCAGACACUGGCCCCUGACCACUGACUCCCUCGCACUCCUCUCCUCCGUGGGGCCCCAGGCCCAGGAACCCCCAGAGUCCGGGCUGGGACUGUCCUUGGCUGUUCGGGGCCAGGGUGUGAGGUCUCUGCGUCCCCCUCCACGCGGCCUUCCCUCCCAGACUUUUGAAAAAUCCAAGCAACGUGUGAUGGCGUGUGUAUUUAUAUCUGAUGUAAACACUCUUCUUAACGAGGAGUCCUGGUCCUGAAUUAAACCUGUUUACUCUCUUGUGCCCUCAAUUCAGCACCCUGGU